UUUUGUUUAUGUUUUAGCAUGACAUCUUGACAAGAUGGCGGUGUUUCAUGCCGGUGCCAAGGUGAUCAAGCCUCAUGGUGAAGUUGCAGAUGCAUUUGAACUGACAGUAUCACAGGCUCUGAUUGAGCUUGAAUCCAACUCAGAACUUAAAGGGCAGUUGAGGGAACUCUUCAUCACAGGAGCAAAGGAGAUUGAUGUAGGUAACAGCAGGAAGGCCGUCAUUGUCCUGGUUCCCGUACCUCUACUCAAAGCCUUCCAGAAGAUCCAGGUCAGGCUUGUACGAGAGUUGGAGAAGAAGUUUAGCGGCAAGCAUGUGCUCUUUAUUGCUCAGAGGAGGAUCUUGCCGAAGCCAACAAGGAAGUCACGAAACAAGAGCAAGCAGAAGCGCCCUCGUAGCCGAACCUUGACCAUGGUCCAUGACAACAUCCUUGAGGACCUCGUCUUCCCAUCAGAGAUUGUUGGAAGGCGUACCCACGUCCAGCUGGACGGUAGCAGGAACAUCAAGGUUCACCUUGACGUUGGACAGAAGACACAGAUCGAACACAAGACCGGGACCUACGCUGCCGUGUACAAGAAAUUGACCGGAAAGGAUGUCACAUUUGAGUUCCCAGAAAACACUCUUUGAGCAAGCUGGCAGAGACAUACUCAAACACUCACACACAUGGGAUCAUGAUCAGAACACCGUUGCAUAUGGAAUAAAAUAAAUUCAGGGCAAGAAAGUACGCCAAACAAAAA
Lytechinus pictus (painted urchin) is the source of this 735-nucleotide messenger RNA. RefSeq names its product small ribosomal subunit protein eS7-like. Gene Ontology annotation, cellular component: small-subunit processome; cytosolic small ribosomal subunit; 90S preribosome. Gene Ontology annotation, molecular function: structural constituent of ribosome. The coding region runs from base 35 to 625 and encodes 196 amino acids. The record is from RefSeq and is a predicted model, not a curated record. The transcript has 5 exons. Gene Ontology annotation, biological process: translation; rRNA processing; ribosomal small subunit biogenesis. Lineage: Eukaryota; Metazoa; Echinodermata; Echinoidea; Temnopleuroida; Toxopneustidae.